Messenger RNA from Dromaius novaehollandiae (emu), 1243 nucleotides. Its product is annotated as lysozyme g-like. Gene Ontology annotation, cellular component: extracellular region. The transcript is spliced from 5 exons. Lineage: Eukaryota; Metazoa; Chordata; Aves; Casuariiformes; Dromaiidae. Gene Ontology annotation, molecular function: lysozyme activity. The record is from RefSeq and is a predicted model, not a curated record. Gene Ontology annotation, biological process: defense response to Gram-positive bacterium; peptidoglycan catabolic process. The coding region runs from base 136 to 702 and encodes 188 amino acids.
CCUGUUCCGUGCAAAAUCAGCGGCAUGUAGGAAGCGCACUGAGUCAGCUGCCGCAAAACGCUGCCAGCAGCUAAAAGGCCCAUUCGUCUCUUUGGGAAGCGCUGAGAGAAGGUGGGGAGACACCCUCCAGCAGACAUGUCAGACCCUCUUGAAUGUUAUGGGGAAAUAACGAAGGUUGACACGACCGGAGCUUCCAAGGAGACCGCGGCACAGGAAGGUCUGAGCUAUGGAGGAGUUCCCACUUCAGAGAAAAUUGCUGAAAGAGAUUUGAAGAACAUGGAGAAGUAUCAAUCCAAGAUUACCAAAGUUGGCCAAAGCCUCUGUGUUGAGCCCGCUGUGAUCGCCGGUAUUAUCUCUCGAGAGUCACAUGCUGGGACGGUACUGAAGGAUGGUUGGGGAGACCAUGGGAAUGCCUUCGGCUUAAUGCAGGUCGAUAAACGGUUCCAUAAGGUUGUCGGGUUGUGGGACAGUGAAGAGCACAUUACACAAGGCACGAAGAUUUUAUGUGGGAUGAUAAAGGAAAUCCAGAAAAAAUUCCCCAAAUGGACAAAGGAACAGCAGCUUAAAGGGGGGAUUUCAGCCUACAACGCAGGAGUUAAGAACGUCCAGAGCUAUGACAGAAUGGAUAUUGGCACAACAAAGAACGACUAUGCCAACGAUGUGGUCGCAAGAGCCCAGUUUUAUAAGAGAAAUGGAUACUGAGAAAGAUAUCUGAGUACUGAUUAGAUUUAAGCCACUGCUUGGAUAUUUUGCUUCCAAUUAAAUAUAUCCUGGAUUCUCCCUCAAAAAUACUGAGAUGAGGGGAGGGAAUGAAGCCAAAAACAAGCACAAGCUUUCAAUGAUUUUCUCAGCUGAGACUAACAAAUCAUUUUAAAAGAUAGUAUUGCUAAUAAUCCAAACUCUAACUUACCAUUUGCUAUGUAUUUUUCAUCUUGCUUUGGGAGAUAAUUCAAGCAGAGCUAUCAUUUAUGUUUUCAGUUUCUCAAGCAGGAGAUUAAUGCUGCAAGAAAGAGUCAUAAUAUUGCUUGACAAGACUUGUCUUAAAUUCUAUCUAUUAAUACACGUGUUAAAUAAUGGCACAAAAUUGUAAAUAUAAUCACUCAUUAAGCUUGUACUUGCUAUUUUGGUAAUGUUGAAGUAGCUGAUUAUUUGCAGUAAGUACUGUAUGAGUUUAUUCUACCAAAAAGAGUGUAUCACAUUGCAUCAUCAUAUACUUUUAGAAUAAAACUCUUAGCUCUGGUAA